AUGCCUCUCGCCACGGUCCAUUUGGUUGCGCUCGCUCCACAGGCAUCCAGCGCCUCUUUCGUGAAGGGCCUCGCAUCCGCCUCCAUCCGGCCGUUGGUGGUAUCGCGGGUCAAACGAUGGAUCAUCAAGCCCGAGAAACUCUCCGCAACACGACUCUUGAGUGUAGACUGGGAUCUGCUCAUUAUCCUUCCGACCACAGCCACUAUUCCCGAACAAUUGCGCACCGAACAAUGGUUGACACAUCACUGGAGCAUAUCCGCAGGCGUGCCGUCUAGCAUUGUCAAUGGCUUCGAGCAGCGCAACCAAAAGUUGUUGUGUCCUCCAGCAAGUACAGUUCCCGCCCUGACUGGAUCCCUCGAGCGGCCGAGGAUCACAUCGUCCACCCAAGGUCUCGAACUCACUCAAGAGCUGUUGGAUUGGAGCAAAGCCUCAUCUCUGGGCGGAGGCGCCGUGAGCAUGCUAAACCUACUAUCCUUCAAACCCACCCCGGGAGCCCACGAGAGCUACCUGGUCUACGGCCGCGCGUUCUCCGAAUCAAUCGGCUCCCGUCGUGGUGGAAUCGCCAAGAUCGUUGGGAAAGUCGUGCGGGAUCAGAACUCGCCCGGCGAGGACAAGCAUGGUUGGGAUGAGAUCGCGCUGGCACAUUAUCCCAGCAUCACACAUUUUGUCGACAUGCUUGCGAGCGAGGAUUAUCAAAAGGUCAAUCACGCGUCACGCCUGCCUGCACUCCGAGACACUUGUAUUUUAUGCACGAGCGAGCUAGACACCGAUCUGGGCACUGAUGUAGCAAGACUAUGA
Messenger RNA from Dissoconium aciculare CBS 342.82, 798 nucleotides. RefSeq lists its product as uncharacterized. Lineage: Eukaryota; Fungi; Ascomycota; Dothideomycetes; Mycosphaerellales; Dissoconiaceae. The record is from RefSeq and is a predicted model, not a curated record. The transcript has a single exon. The coding region runs from base 1 to 798 and encodes 265 amino acids.